CCAUGCAACAAAAAACGUUGCCAUUUGCCUAGGUAUCUGAUUCGAACUCCUCCUCCUCUUCUUUCUUCUUCUCCUACUUAUUCUUUGUCUCAACUACAGUAAUGGCAGGAAACGGCAUUAAAAAACUUCGGAAACUGCCUCACGUGUUUGGCAAGGUUCUUGAAUUGCCGUUUCGGUCCGAUGCGGAUGUGGAGGUGGAAGAAAACCCAGAAUUCUUCCGUUUCGUGACCGAAAUCGGCGUGCACGGUGAUGUCAACAGCACCAUUGACAUUACUAACGUGAGAGCUGAGGCAGUGGAGAUACAUCCUGGAAUGACGAAGAUUGUGGUGAGAAAUGGAGCCAAAGGUGGCAAAGCGGAGUUGUUGUUGGAACAACUGAAGGUGGACACGUGGAGGUAUAGGUUGCCUGCGUCGGCGAAACCGGAGCUGGCUACGGCGGCGUUUGUGGACGGAGAGUUAAUCGUGACGGUACCAAAGGGUGAUAAUGGUCGUAGAGGAUUCGGCGGAAGGGACAACGUUUUGGUACGCAGGCUUCUUGUUGUGUAGCAGUGAGAGCAAAGUUCUGAUCCGUCCGUUCCAUUUUUGUAUGCAUUUUAAUUUAACUAUGCAUGAAAUUUAAGAAGAGGGCUCAGAAGUAACCGUAACAUUAUUUUCAUAUGAUUUAGAGGUUACGAGCCCUAUGAAAUUAACCUAUAUGAAUACAGAAUAAUUUAUGUACCCAUGUACGAAAUUUAAGAAUGCAAGAAAACUUUUCUUGA
Molecule: messenger RNA, 757 nt
Organism: Nicotiana tabacum (common tobacco)
Lineage: Eukaryota; Viridiplantae; Streptophyta; Magnoliopsida; Solanales; Solanaceae
Source: RefSeq, a predicted model, not a curated record